Messenger RNA from Sphaeroforma arctica JP610, 972 nucleotides. RefSeq lists its product as hypothetical. Gene Ontology annotation, cellular component: cytoplasm. Lineage: Eukaryota; Ichthyosporea; Ichthyophonida. Bases 1 to 972 code for a protein of 323 amino acids. Gene Ontology annotation, molecular function: glycine-tRNA ligase activity. Gene Ontology annotation, biological process: glycyl-tRNA aminoacylation. The transcript has 8 exons. The record is from RefSeq and is a predicted model, not a curated record.
AUGAAUGUGCAGAGCAAUGUGAAGUCACUCUUCUCCAAGAGGGGCUUUCUCUUCUACAACAGCAUCUACGGACCCAACCCCGGGUUCACAGACUAUGGUCCAAAUGGAUGUGCGAUGGCCAGGAAUCUGACGAAUAUAUGGUGGCGAACGAUAGUGCAGCAAAAUCAGAAUGUGACUGGAUAUGAGGGGUCGACAUUUAUAGGGCGUGAUGUGAUGCGUGCAUGGCCGGAGCACAGGCGAGUGCUAUCGACCACACAGGGUGUGGUAGAUACAACAGAUGUUGCCAUAGAGACGGUAUUGAGCAAGAAAGACCUACCCGAUGACAAACUACGUGAGCUGUUGAAAGACAAACUGUCUAUUCUGCACCUGAGGCCCAGUGCCAUCCACUCAGUGCUAGGGAACUUCCACAGCAUCAUAUCAGCUGCCAGUCCGAAGCUCCCAUUCGGCGUGGCUCAGACUGGGACGUGUUUCGUACCUGGGCGAGUGGACUCUGAGCAAUCUGAGCAAAAGACUAACACCACACAUAGCCCUGCCGCAAGCGAAGAGACUCACCUGGACUUGACCAUAUUCCUACCAGGCCAUUCGCGUGAAGCGUCUGUAGCAUGGACCAAUGCGUUUGCUGACUCCCGUCUCUGCUGGUGGCAGAGUCUGCUGAUCAACACCCCGUCCAGGGUUACGCUUAAUAAGACAGAGAAGGCCACUACGGUGACGUACGAGAGCCCCUCCACGGGCGAAAGACUCGUGUUGGAGACAGUCGAAUUGCUGGACGACAAUGUGCUCGAGGCUCACAGGCAAGCACUCAAGGGCAAAGCUAAGUUUAUGAUCCUCAAUCAGAAGGGGAUUGCGCUCGAGAAACCUCACGUGCUUCACACACACAGCUCCAUCGCACAUUGCGUAAACGCAUUGGCCCUGGAUGCGCUUGGCGACAGAGCUGAUGAAGGUACGUGCUGUUUGACUUACACGUGUUGCUGA